Molecule: messenger RNA, 3131 nt
Organism: Ostrea edulis (European flat oyster)
Lineage: Eukaryota; Metazoa; Mollusca; Bivalvia; Ostreida; Ostreidae
Product: myelin transcription factor 1-like
Exons: 11
Coding region: 951-2306 (451 amino acids)
Biological process (GO): regulation of transcription by RNA polymerase II
Cellular component (GO): nucleus
Molecular function (GO): DNA-binding transcription factor activity, RNA polymerase II-specific; zinc ion binding; RNA polymerase II cis-regulatory region sequence-specific DNA binding
Source: RefSeq, a predicted model, not a curated record
AAAAUAAAAAUAUUGUUUGUUUCCCCUCGCCCGACCGAGUCUGAAAAUUCACACCGACCCAUAAGUUUUUAUUACGCCAUUCUGGUGAAGUUUUUUUUUUUAAUUUUAAGAAAAUUUCAAGGUCGUUUCUGGUGCAGAUCAGUAUUUUAUAAUGACAAAAAUUUUCUAUAUCUUCUUUGGUUUCGAUCCAAAUUUUAAAAAUAAUAAUACGAAUACAGGAGGUGUUCUGGUCCGAAAUCUAGAAAUUUCGCCGCCUCCAGCUGGAGGCGGCAUUCUCUGGCUGAUUUCAAAUACUUACAAGCCGAAUUCAAUUUUAAGCUCAUAACUAAUCAAUAAAACGAUUCUUCUUGUACUUACUAAUAUCGAUUUUAUGGGUUCUUUCAUCACAUAAACAGUCUCUUGAAAACAUUUUAUCAAACUGUCGAGCUUUGUUUUGAGUCACGAGACUCGUUUGCUCAAAUGGCAGUGAAAAUUCGGUUGACUACAACUGUUGGUUUCUGUUUAAUAUCGAAUUUUGGAUUGAUAUUUUCUUUUAAUCGAUAUUAAUAAGUACAAGAAUCAUGAUUGUUUUAUUGAUUAGUUACAAGUGAGUUUAACAUUGAAUUCGGCUCGCAAUUCGGACUAGUGAUCUGCAAGAUCGAGAUGGAGAAAUGUUGUCUAUACGAGGAGCGAGGAAACAAGAGAAUUCGGGGCAUCCAGUGUGCAAGUUGUGUUCUUCAGUAGGGGAAAGUUCUGAUAUUUCGGACGGAUGCGAUAUUUUUGACAGUCAAUCAGAAGCAUUCUCAAUUUAACUUAUUUCUGAACUAAUGCUAUAUUUACAAACUGGAAAACACCUAAUUAUAUGCACAUGUGUAACUCAGCUCUGAUUGGUUGAUGUCAGCAUCCAUUUUGUUUGAUCGGCAAAAUCAAGUCCCGUUGAAACGUUUUCUGACUUCGGAACAGAUGAGAAAAUGACACAGACACCUGUUUGUGUUACAGAAGAGCAGAAUACUCCAAAAAGAAAGUCAGAAAGUGAUGCAGAAAAUGGAACUCCAGCCAAAGUUUUGAAGAUAGAAGAGGCAUGUGAAGCACAGGCAAAUAGGAAUGGGAGCCAAGAGACGGAGAUAAAGCUGGAGUCAAACGACACUGACACCUUAGUGUAUUCUGUGGUAUUAAAGAGUACAGAGUCUGAAGAACAAGUUCAAGUGAAGGAAGAGAAGAUCACUGAGGAGCAACAAGGGAUAGGUCAACAAACCAAUGAAGGGGAGGAUCUCAAAAUGGAAAUGAAAGAUGAAGAUGAAGAAGACGAUGAUUUCCAGGUAGUGGCUGAAUGGAAGUCAUCGAAUAGCUGUGAAGAUGUCCAGGAAAUUCAAGAGGAGAAGGAUGAUGAAAACUUGUCAAACACAGAUCUGAAAUGUCCAACUCCUGGAUGUGAUGGUUUAGGACAUAUAACAGGGCUGUAUUCCCAUCACAGAAGUUUGUCAGGUUGUCCAAAGAAAAGCACAGUUCCCCCAGAAAUUUUGGCAAUGCAUGAAAAUUUAGCAAGGUGCCCUACCCCAGGUUGUACAGGAAGAGGUCAUGUGAAUGCCAACAGAACCACACACAGAAGCUUAUCAGGAUGCCCCAUAGCAGCUAUGGGAAAACUAGUGCAGACAACACAACAAACCGCAAAAAAGUCAGGUCUCCACCUUGUUUUGCUCCCAAAAGAUGAUGAUCCUUCCAAAGCUGUGUUAGCUGCCUGUAAUGAAAAAGAGCUCAUCCGAUUGGCUGCUCAGAAGUGCAACUCUGUCGCAGGGAAUGAUUCGGACCGGGUCUUGCGCCCCAUGAUCCUCACUAAACAGUUGGAGUUGGGCACUGAUUUGUCCUCUCUUGUGUCCCAACAAACUCCUCGCAACAAUCUUGCCAAAGAGUUGGAAAAGUACAAUCAGUUAGACACAGCAAGUUUGUCUGUUUUGAAAAAAGAAGAGCGGGAACCAGCUGAAAUACCUGUUGUCAGGGUUCCUAAGCGAGAACCAGUCAGACCCAGCAUCCUCAGGCGACCUGGCAUCAAGAAACCCGAAUCCAGACCGUCCACAUCAGAUGAAGGAAGUUCCUCAUCGCCCAACAUUCUGAAUCGUAAGGGCAUCAAACAGCUGAGUUUUACCAGGUCGGUAACUACUUUGACAAUACCAAAUCCUUUGAUGUCCAAAGCAGACUCACAACCACGUCAUCAUGGCACCAUUUUGACUCCUGCCAUCAAAACAGCCAGCAAGCCCAUCACAGUUUUUGUGAGGCCUGAUGGGAAACAUAUUAAAAUUGAUCCUAGAAAGCAGCCUUUAUCUAAAUAAUCCCCAAAACAUGUAUGAUAAAUUGAAUUAAAUGGGGAGAUAAAUUUUCCUUGCAAUUUGAACUUCAGUGACAGGCAUUCAAAAUGUUUAAAAACUAUUAAACUGGUCAUGUUGUAAUUUUACAGUGAACUGUGUAUGAUUCUUUUAUCAUUUUAUUUAGAUAAUUGUAAAGACGUUAGUGUAAUUUUACAUUAUUGUGCUUCAAAAUUAAAAAAAAAAGUUAAAUUUUCUUUUGUUUAUGAAUUACGAUUGAUGAAAGUGGGUUUCUGAAAUUGAUGUGUUCAUGUUGCAGUAAAAUUCUUUUAAGUAUUUUGACUCUGUUCAGCAUUUAAGUCCCUAUUUCAUACUUUAAUUAAUUUACAGAAAAUUUCAUUAUUAUUUUUACUAUUAAAGCAUAUUAAAGAAGGUUUAAUGAGUUAUUGUUUAUUCCAGAUUGGGGGACUUAAGUGCUGAAAGGUAACUUUUUAGUUUUUUAUUGCUGCCUUUUGAGUUAAAUUGUUUUUAAUACCUGUUAUGUUCAAAAUUUUACCAGAUUAAACCAAUUUCGAUAAAUUCUUGGCAUUGUAUCCAAAUUUAGAUACACCCAUCAGCUAAAAGGAAAGAAUACACAGCUUUCAACGAUUGUGUAAUCUUUCCAUAGAUUAUAGCAGAUCCAAACACGUUUUCAUUUUUAAGAUUAAACCCCUUUUAUCAUAUUAAAUUUAUCUGGAAACUGUGCAGAAUUGCUUUAGUUUGGUAAACUUUACUCUUGUUAUGCAGGAUAUUUCUGCAUUGUUGUAUAUUUUUGUAUGUAAAUUUUGAGAAAUAAAAAAAAUAAUGAUUUUC